AUGGCUGCAGCAUAUGCCAAUGCAGCUAUUGGAGAGAAGCAUCCCAAACACGCUAGUCGUGAGAGCCUGGUAUCAAAAACGAUACAGGACAGCGGAGGACUCGAGAUCAAUAUAGAGGAAACGGCAAACAAGGCUUACUCUGACACAGGCAUGAACAAGAUCACGCCCCUGAUUCUUUCGCAUCAGGGAUCCGCUCAGGACCCAACUGACGGCUACUUCAAGAAAAUGAUAGCCACGUCGCACUUGCAGAGUACUGCUGGUUCGGGUUCCGACCCAAACGCUCUAGUCGAACUGGGCCGCCCUCCAAGCUCAUCGCCACCAAAGUCGCCCAAGGUAUGA
Messenger RNA from Pyricularia grisea, 339 nucleotides. RefSeq lists its product as uncharacterized. Bases 1 to 339 code for a protein of 112 amino acids. NCBI's taxonomy places the organism in Eukaryota, Fungi, Ascomycota, Sordariomycetes, Magnaporthales, Pyriculariaceae. The transcript has 2 exons. The record is from RefSeq and is a predicted model, not a curated record.